Messenger RNA from Paramacrobiotus metropolitanus, 865 nucleotides. RefSeq lists its product as uncharacterized. Lineage: Eukaryota; Metazoa; Tardigrada; Eutardigrada; Parachela; Macrobiotidae. The record is from RefSeq and is a predicted model, not a curated record. The coding region runs from base 69 to 830 and encodes 253 amino acids. The transcript has 3 exons.
UACCGCGCAGACGGCACAGUUGUCCAUUUUAUCAUUACAGCUUUUUUUGUCAAAACGUUGCUAGUACGAUGCACGGGAUCAUCUGUGUUAUUUUGAUUUCAGGUGUUGUGAGCAUUGUGUCUGCUCAGUGUACUGUACCCGUUCGAGUUACUGGACAACGUGUGGAUGUAACCAAAGCACUUGGAGUUUGGCACGAAUAUCGCCACUAUGAUUUCACCCCAACCGGACCAUAUGACAUAACCCAGGACCCCACCAGCUACAAUCUGCUGAUGAACGCAACCAAUAUCGGGGGGAAUCCGGCGCCCGUUGGCAACGGGGGUGACAGGACGUACGCUGUCACCUGGAUGUACAACGGUCAGCAGCCAGGAGCGGCGGCUUCCGACCCAUUAUCCUGCGUGGCCAUCUGGCAGGUGGGCAACUACAGCACCGAUGGUCGUCGAGUGGUCAAGGUACAGUUUGACAGCGUGCCACCGGACAAUGGCAUUCUGGACUUUGUUUACACCAAUCUUUAUACGGAUUAUAACCUGGUACAAGUGCUGUAUCGCUGCAACACGCCCAACGCUAACGGAGUAACCUGCGACGACCCAUACGCUUGGGUGUUGACGCGCGUAAAACCGCCACAGCUGACCACCGCGCAGAAGCAGUACAUUGAGGCUGUAGCCAACUACUACAUUCCCCCGGUGGUGUGCAACAAGUUCAAGUUCGCCGACAUGGCCCCCACGAAAUGGGAUCUGUCCAAGACGGGACCGCCGUGUAAUGUGGCCGAUAAUCAACCACCGAUGUCCACCCAGUUCCGGGCUCUUAUACCCAUUAAAUGGGCGGGCGCAUGAGCCUGUCAGAAGAAUUUGUUUCUAAAGAUGUUACG